AUGGCGCUCAAUGCUAUCGUCACCACACCCGGCCGCUUCCUAUUCACGUCGGAAAGCGUUAAUGAAGGCCAUCCAGAUAAACUUUGUGAUCAGGUUUCUGAUGCUAUUCUUGAUGCAUGUUUAGCAGAAGACCCAAAUAGCAAAGAUAUUGGUUACGAUGACGAAGCAAAGGGUUUAGAUUACAAGACGAUGAAGGUUGUGGUGGCUAUCGAGGACCAAAGCCCCGAAAUAGCACAGGCCGUGCAUGUUAAUAAAAACAUAGAAGAGAUAGGAGCGGGCGACCAGGUGUGUUAG
Messenger RNA from Eimeria mitis, 294 nucleotides. RefSeq names its product S-adenosylmethionine synthetase, putative. Bases 1 to 294 code for a protein of 97 amino acids. The record is from RefSeq and is a predicted model, not a curated record. Gene Ontology annotation, molecular function: methionine adenosyltransferase activity; ATP binding. Gene Ontology annotation, cellular component: cytosol. The transcript is spliced from 2 exons. Lineage: Eukaryota; Apicomplexa; Conoidasida; Eucoccidiorida; Eimeriidae. Gene Ontology annotation, biological process: S-adenosylmethionine biosynthetic process.